AUGACUACCAACAUGAAGAAUGACCAAGACGACAUCGCCAUCCCCCAGGAUUACGACCUAUCCACGCCUAUAUCCUCGACCUCAGGUCUUCGACAAGGCCUGACCUCAUACGGCGAUGCGCACUUCUCCCUCUUCCUGCGCAAAGUCUUCGUCAAAGCCCUAGGAUACUCAGAAGACGCGCUCUCAAGACCCAUAAUCGGAAUCAUCAACACUUAUUCCGGAUUCAACCCAUGCCACGGGAAUGUACCGCAACUCAUCGAAGCUGCGAAGCGAGGCAUUCAGUUUAAUGGCGGCCUGGCGGUUGAGUUCCCGACCAUCAGUGUGCAUGAGUCGUUCUCACACCCGACGAGCAUGUUUCUGAGGAAUCUGAUGAGUAUGGACACUGAGGAGAUGAUCCGCGCUCAGCCCUUGGAUGCAUGUAUCAUGAUUGGAGGGUGCGAUAAAACUGUUCCCGCGCAGCUGAUGGGCGGCAUCUCUGCCAAUAAGCCUGUUCUUCCUCUAAUUACUGGACCGAUGAUGCCUGGGAGUCAUCGCGGGAAAAGGAUAGGCGCUUGCACGGAUUGCCGAAAUAACUGGGCCGCGUUCCGUGCUGGGGAGAUUGAUAUCGAGGAAAUCUCGGAAAUUAAUGAGGAACUUGCUCCCACGAUCGGAACAUGCGGCGUCAUGGGAACUGCCAGCACGAUGGCCUGUAUCACCGCUGCCCUUGGAAUGAUGCCUUUACGCGGAGCAUCUGCACCGGCCGUUUCAUCUGCAAGAGCUCGAGUUGCUGAAGAAACAGGCGCCAAUGCCGUAAAGGCAGCGCACAGCAAGUGGAAGCCGCAGGAUAUUCUGUCGAAGGAAUCCUUCUUGAACGCUAUCACUGUUCUGCAAGCAAUUGGCGGCUCGACGAAUGCAAUAGUGCACCUGAUGGCCAUUGCAAAUCGACAUCCCAAAGUCCAGGGCGUGAUAACCCUACAGACAUUUGAAGAGGUUGGACGCAAGACACCACUGCUAGUCGACCUGAAACCCAGCGGCGACAAAUACAUGACUGAUUUCCAUAAUGCUGGGGGCAUGUUAGCGCUCUUGCAUGCCCUUCGACCUCUUCUUCACCUAUCAGCCAUGACAAUUACCGGCCAAACACUAGGCGAGCUUAUAGAUGCCUCGCCAUUCCGAGAAUUUCCCCUAUCCCGACAAAUUAUCCGACCACUGUCGAAUCCUCUUUACCCAUCCUCAUCGCUGAUAGUGCUGCACGGGAAUAUAGCGCCCAACGGCGCGAUAAUGAAGGCAUCUGCGUCCAAAGAUCGCGACCUGCUUACACAUACCGGGCCGGCAGUCGUCUUCGAGAACUCCGCCGACCUUGCAAAACGGAUUGACGACCCAGAUCUCGAUGUCAUGGCAGACUCAAUCCUUGUCCUCAAGAGCAUAGGGCCGAUUGGGAACCCCGGGAUGCCAGAGGCAGGACUCCUACCUAUUCCGCGUAAACUCGCCGCCGCAGGAGUAAAGGACAUGCUUCGCAUUUCAGACGGUCGAAUGUCGGGCACUGCUGGAGGAACGAUCAUCCUGCACGUAUCGCCGGAGUCGGCGGUGCCAGAAUCACCGUUUGGCAUUGUCCAGACAGGCGACGUAAUUUCCUGCGAUGUAGAUGCUAGAAAACUGCACCUGGAAAUCUCAGACGAAGAGUUAAAGGAGCGAGUUAAGGACAGAAAAGCGGCGGCGGCUGCUGCGGAGAAGCCGAGGCAGAGGGGUUAUCGGGGGCUGUAUGAGCGGUCGGUCAACCAGGCACAGGAUGGGGCGGACUUUGAUUUCCUUACGGCGGAUGGCGGAUCAAGAAAUUAA
Molecule: messenger RNA, 1815 nt
Organism: Aspergillus mulundensis
Lineage: Eukaryota; Fungi; Ascomycota; Eurotiomycetes; Eurotiales; Aspergillaceae
Gene: ilv3C
Product: putative dihydroxy-acid dehydratase
Exons: 3
Coding region: 1-1815 (604 amino acids)
Molecular function (GO): hydro-lyase activity
Source: RefSeq, a predicted model, not a curated record